AUGGACACUGCUUCGCUUCCCCCUCUGGCAUCGGCCCACGUGGUCUCGCUCGAGAGCGGAGCAUACAGGACCAUGUUCAGGAACGCCUUUCUCGAACUUCACGUCCCCAAAACUGACAGAGUGCAACGUCAUUACCUUAGCUUACUAGAGACUUGCAUGGACCUUUCCACCUCGCAACCAUCCUUACUGUGUGGACUCGACGCACUCAGCCUGGUCCAACUCGGGAGCGUCGAGAACGACCGGCGUUUGAUCGAGUCAGCACGCCAGAAUUACACCAAGGCACUGACUGAGCUCCGUUCUGUUCUAUCCACGCAACAAGCACUCCAUGACGAUCACGUCCUGGCAGCGGUCAUGAUAAUGAAGUACUGUGAGCUCUACACUGAGCUUGCUAGCCCGAAAGGUGUCGGAUGGGCCGGGCAUGUUUGUGCUGCACAGCGUCUGCUGACUGUCCGUGGGCCGGCUUUGGUACGGAGUGAUCUGUCCAUGGAGCUAUACGCAAAUGCAAGGCAGAGUGCACUUUGCUACUCCCUUGUGGAUCGAAAAGCUUGCGCCCUUGCCCAACCGGGCUGGAGGGCAAUCGGCAACCGAACAAGGGUGAAAGACAAGUCGUUCAUUUUCCAUGAGCUUGCACUUCAGAUUCCGGGUCUACUGGAGCAACACGAUGGUCUAGACAUUCAACAUCACGACCAGGAUCAGGUUACUCAAAUCGAUGUAAUCUUGGCCAAAGCGGCAGCCAUCGAACAAGACUUGCGAGCCUGGCUAUUGCACUGGGCUACAGAUGAACCACAGUACGAGACCAGACCAGUCGAUGACUUCUCGACCUUCGCCACUCAAUGUUCCGACCGCACAUUUAGCACGGCAUUCGCGUUCGGGAACUUCAUGGCCGCCUAUCUCCACUCCAUGUACUGGAUCUGCAUGUACUUCCUACGCAUAACCAUUCGUGCCUUGCACGCAGCUCGUGCCGUCGUCAUCCCGAGCUCUAGGCCCCAUGCCAACCAGCAGGUAUCCGAAGAGGAGAUACUGGAAUAUGUCUUCAAUGCAUGCCGGUGCAUACCUUACUUCUGCGAACCUGCCAGCUCAACCAUGGGAUGCAUCGGCAUGUUCCUUCCGCUGCGAACAGCGGCGUUUUACUUUGUCGGCGCGAGCAUGGUGGGCCCGGCAGAAUGGAUUGGCAAUGUUGAUGAGCUAGAGUGGAGACGUAAGUAG
This is a messenger RNA of Recurvomyces mirabilis, 1206 nucleotides long. RefSeq lists its product as uncharacterized. NCBI's taxonomy places the organism in Eukaryota, Fungi, Ascomycota, Dothideomycetes, Mycosphaerellales, Teratosphaeriaceae. The record is from RefSeq and is a predicted model, not a curated record. The transcript has 2 exons. The coding region runs from base 1 to 1206 and encodes 401 amino acids.